Molecule: messenger RNA, 411 nt
Organism: Parasteatoda tepidariorum (common house spider)
Lineage: Eukaryota; Metazoa; Arthropoda; Arachnida; Araneae; Theridiidae
Source: RefSeq, a predicted model, not a curated record
AUGGAAUCUCACAAGGAUUGGGAUAAAAUAUUACCAGAAGUACAACGGUGUAUUGACUGGUCUCCGAGUAAGUCGACUGGAAAACCUACUUUUGGACUCUUGUAUGGAUACACGCCAGUAAAGCCUGGAUAUUUUCUUCAAGAUCUACUACCAAUAUCAAAUGACUACGUAAAUCCAACAAAACUGCAAAGAGAUGCCCAGGAAAGUAUUAUCAGUGCACAAGAAAAGAUGAAAAGGAUUUAUGACAAACAUCGAUGUGAUGCAUUUAAGUACAAUAUAGGUGACGUUGUGGUCGUUGCUCAAACUGCCUUAUCUGACACUAAAACCCAAGUUAAGUACAAAGGUCCUUUAACAGUCAUCAAAACAUUACCAUCCGACACUUAUCAACUUACUGACUUACAGUUGGACUAG